Messenger RNA from Nomia melanderi (Alkali bee), 2401 nucleotides. NCBI's taxonomy places the organism in Eukaryota, Metazoa, Arthropoda, Insecta, Hymenoptera, Halictidae. The record is from RefSeq and is a predicted model, not a curated record.
AUGAUCGAAUUAUACGGGGACCGGUUGUUCGAUGCUGGUAAUAGCGUUGUUUAUUGUUGGAUGGGCACAUCCUACGCUGACCCAUUAAGAACGUUAACGUUGAACGGUAGCGGAAUGCAGCUGCGCGGGGAAGAAGUCGUCGAGGUGACUCCGAGAACUCGUUUCGACACGAAGAAAACUUCGAAGUUGCAGACUUCAGAGUUCUAUAUCCCCGGAGAACCUGUUAGACUUCACGUAACAAAAGGUUACGUUUUUAAAGAAACUAAUCCCGACGAAGUGGAAGAUGGGAAUCUGAGGAAAAUUGGACUGCUGCAUCGAUCUGAUUAUGGUGAUUUGGAGAUAGAUCUAAUUGGAUACGCGAUCGUGUGGUUGCUGUCUGUCACGUCGCUGCGCUGUCAGGCAACGAAUCACGAGAACGCGGAGGGCGACGGGAACGGCGAAGACUCGGUGCUCGACGAAACGACCGAGGACUAUUGGGCCGGAAGCGGAUCCGGGCCCGAAGACGACGAGUCGCUGCACAACGAGACUAGAGAGGCGUUAACGCACGAGGCCAGCGAUCACGACGCGGUGGUUUAUGUCGGCGAGGGUGCGGCGUACGUACCGGUUCCUUCAUUGAAAGGACGACCUCUCAGCCCCAACCUCCAGGCACUUCAGACACUUCAGGGUCUGCAAGGUCUCGCUGGAGGCGGUGGGACGGGCGUGGUCGGUGACGAAGAGUGGAAAAGGCAUCCUGAGACCUGGGACCGUGAGCACAGGAGGUACAGACCCAACACGACGCGUGUGCAACACAUCGAGGCUGAGUGUCAGGACGACUACAUGAAGAUCAGGAUCGGCUUCAACGGUUCCUUCACCGGUCUACUGUACUCGGCAGGCUACUCCUACGAUCCGGAUUGUAUGUACGUUAACGGGACGGGCCGCGAUUACUACGAGUUCUACAUUCAGCUGAAUCGGUGCGGCACCCUCGGCGAGAACACUCAUCAUCAGGACAGCAGAAAGAAUCCUACGAAAAACCUGAUGUGGAACACCGUCACGGUUCAGUACAACCCGCUGAUAGAAGAGGAAUUCGAUGAACACUUCAAAGUCACUUGCGAGUACGGCUACGAUUUCUGGAAGACCGUCACUUUUCCCUUCCUCGACGUCGAAGUGGCGACGGGAAAUCCCGUAGUGUUCACCCUGCAGCCACCGGAGUGCUACAUGGAAAUCAGAUACGGUUACGGGACCACUGGAACUAGAGUGGCUGGACCAGUUCGUGUCGGCGAUCCUCUGACUCUCAUUAUCUACAUGCGCAGCAAAUACGAUGGUUUCGACAUCGUCGUGAACGAUUGCUACGCCCACAACGGGGGCAACAAGCGGAUCCAGUUGAUCGAUCAGUACGGCUGUCCCGUAGAUGAUAAAUUGAUCAGCCGAUUCAGGGGUUCCUGGUCGGAAAGUGGCUUAUUCGAGACCCAAGUGUUCGCCUAUAUGAAAACGUUCAGGUUCACGGGUUCGCCGGCCUUGUACAUCGAGUGCGACGUCAGGAUGUGUCACGGUAGAUGUCCGAGCCAACCGUGCCACUGGAGGAACGCCAAGAACGUGGCCAAACGUUCUCUACCGGAAAUCGGCGGCCCAUCGACACCUGCGACUAGUUUGUCAGAGAACGUGAACCUUUUCCAAUCGUUGCGUGUCCUGCAGGAAGGCGAGGCCGACACCGAAUUCUUCCAGAAUUCGACCACGGCUUUCCGAAACGGGCCCAGCGAAACAACGAACGACAGAGUGUGCCUAAGAUCAACGGUUCUCAGCACAAUGAUAGGGAUUACCUGCGGUUUCCUCUGCAUAAUGGCAGGAACGAUAUUGGCCAUGUGUUCGCGAAUGCGGCGACAGGCCAGGGAGAAGCUGUUGUCCGACAGCAUAAGUUACAUGACCCAUAAGGGUAGAAUUAACUAAGCGCGGCCUCUCUCAAUGUACUUGCGAACCUUUUCUACUUCCUCUUUCUUAAUCGUUCUGUCGGUAUAUGUAUACCCACGGGACGAUCGGAGAAAGUCCGUGUCGAUAAUGCGAGGACAAUCUAUUGCAACGAUGUGAUCGGUAAAGUUGACACCGACAAUGAGUCGGUAAAAUCGAAAAGACGACAGUGUCGACGGCUGGUAAGGAAGAAUAUGUCGAAGUUCUUCGUCGGAACUUCAAAUUUGAUAUAUUUGAAUCGAGGAUAAUUUAGGCGAAUAAUUAAGGCAUAAUGAAAAACGAGUAUUGUCAAAUAUUGUGAUAACCGUGCAAUUAGACGUAUGUCUCUAUUUUUCGAAAGUGAUUUACUGUCGGCAAAGUGACAACGCAAGGGAAAUCGUUACCGAUUGAACUCGCUCAUCCUUCUCUCGACAACGCUUUCUCCCUACUAUCUGUCUUCUUCCGCCUCUCCGAAACGCGG